CAACGAAUUAACGGAAAUCCCACUAGCUGGAUAAGGUGUAGCAAGCUUUAAGCAUUUGUUGUUUCUGUGUGUAAGAUUAGUGUAUUGCUACUUCUACAAGUAUGAGGAUGAACAGUUUACGGAUAGUAUGUGGUUUGUUUCUUGUGCUCCCUUUUUCCGUCUCCGAUCCUCGCAAAAGUAUCCGCUAUCAACCACCGAAGCCACGAUUUGAAAUUUUUGAUCCUCAAGGACUGAUCGUGUGGAUUAAUGCUGAUCCAGGCAUUAGUUCCUUCACGUUUCACGGCAAACUUAAUCAACAGUUUACCCAGCACUACGAUGUGGGACGAUGGGCACAAACGAUAACCAAAAUUAAAAAUGGCCGUUACCUAUUCAUUGACCGAGAGGCUAAACUCGUGCCUGGCGAUACCAUAUUCUACCGCACAGUGAUCGUACGUAAUGGGCAAACGUAUCGGACAAAUUCUGGAUCGUUUACCGUGCAAGAGUUACGGCCCGCAGCUACCCCACCACCUACAUCCGGUUCCAACUUUGCGGUACGUUCUGCUACGACCGAGAUGUCGUACCCUUACGUGCUAACUCCGAAUGAACGACGCACUAAAGACGUGAGAUCAACCGCUACGCAAACUGAUGAAUUUGAGGAUCGCAUGGCUAAGGGUUGCACCAAGGGUUACACCACAGUAAAUGGGCAAACCGUUUGCGAUGGUCAAUCGUUGUUUGAAGAUGAUUUUAACGGACACACCUUGGAUAUGCAGAAAUGGCGCAUAGAGAACCGUUUCGCGUCCGAUCCAGACAAUGAGUUUGUCGUUUACGCUGAUUUUAAGGACAACAUAAGGGUGCAGAACGGCAAGCUAGCGAUCAGACCUACUCUGUUUGAAGAGAAAUUUGGGCCCGGUGCAACGACGAAACAAUUCCGGUUUGCCGAAGAGUGUACGGGUCAUCGUAGUUCGCGAGACUGUAUACGUGACACUAAAAUAGAUUUUGAUAUGAUACCACCGGUACUUACUGCGCAAAUUACCACCAUUAAUAGCUUCAGAUUUAUGUAUGGAAGGGUGUUGAUUCGAGCAAAGCUACCGGUAGGCAAUUGGAUAUUCCCGCAAUUGUACCUCAUCCCAGCCACCGACUUUUAUGGACGAGAUGGUUAUGCUUCUGGACUGAUGCGCGUUGCAUUUGUGCCCGGUGGACCACGCUUGCGAAACCAACUAUCUGGAGGGCUGAUAGUAAGUGAUCGUGAACCGUUACGCUGUUCGAAGAUGUGCACGUUGACUAGAAACGUGCAAUGGAAUGCUGAUUAUCAUGAGUAUGGCCUAAAGUGGACACCGGAAGGUAUAUGGAUGGAAGUAGAUGGAGAAGUGUACUGUACGAUUGACCCAGGAGAAGGAUUUCACAAGGACAUUCUAGCUAGUAAACCCCAAAUCGCGAACCUGUGGCGACUCAGCGGCACUCGAAUGGCUCCCUUCGACAAAGAAUUCUAUCUAGGGCUUGGGGUAGGUGUCGGUGGACAUAACGAUUUCCAUCAGUUUGAAGGCAAGCCUUGGAAAGAUUUGGGCGUGAAAGCGAUGUACACGUUUUGGAACGCUCGAGACAGUUGGUAUCCUACUUGGAACGUGAACAGCACCAUGUUGAUAGAUUUCGUUCGUGUUUUUGGAGUUUAAAAAGAUAGUUUUAAUGAUUUUCAUUUAGUCCAGCGCAUAGUGUAGCAUUCGGUUGAUAAAGUGCGUAAACGUACAACACGUUUGUACUGUUGUAAAAAUAUUCAAAAUCAGGAAUACCAUCUCAA
Messenger RNA from Anopheles funestus (African malaria mosquito), 1774 nucleotides. RefSeq names its product beta-1,3-glucan-binding protein 2-like. Lineage: Eukaryota; Metazoa; Arthropoda; Insecta; Diptera; Culicidae. The transcript has 2 exons. Gene Ontology annotation, biological process: carbohydrate metabolic process. Gene Ontology annotation, molecular function: hydrolase activity, hydrolyzing O-glycosyl compounds; carbohydrate binding. The coding region runs from base 102 to 1649 and encodes 515 amino acids. The record is from RefSeq and is a predicted model, not a curated record.